CUCAUAUUGCCCAGUUACAGACUUUCUCCACUUUCACCCCGAACUUUAGAUGAACCUCUCCCAUUUUCGCGUCCUCCCCUGACCGUCUCGUCUCUUUUUGGUGAAUUAACCCCGUCUUUCGAUGCCCCUGUGUGUGAAUACCUAUAAGUCGUGUUCCCUCCUUACUUUUUCACUGCUGCUGGUAGUCAUAUUAUCCAAGCACAAGGAGAGUAGCACAAUUCGUAUGUAUAAAGGUUAUGGGACUUAAUGGCGUGCGGCUCUCAUCGGUUAGUUCUAGUUGGAGGAUGGAUGGAGAGCGAGAGUCUGCUACUAACUUGUGAAUUCUGGGAGUGUUUCCGGAGAUAUUAGUAUUCACCACUUUUUUAACUCCCAAAAAUUGUUGUUGUUCCGUUUUCACCACAUUUUUCUCUCCUCCUCCCCCUCCCCGCACCCAAUUUGUAGGCAAAUCUGCCCAGUUUUCCGCAAAAAAUUACGAUGUAAACAAUAACAUUGCGCCCGAGAUAUUUAUAUUAUUCUUUGGUGCGACGACGACGAAGAAGAAACGGCGCUGAAGGAAAGUUAACGAAUUUAAUCCUCCUCGUCGCAAGGAUGAGGCGACGAUGAGAGGUGGCGACGGGGAUGGUGAAGAUGGCGACGACAAGGGCGUCGACAUGAAGGAAAAAGAGGUCCUUUUUCCCCCAAGAAUGGUUUGAAAUUGACCCCCCGACCCGAUGAGGAGUAGUGUCGGUAUAGUUGGAAGCUGAUUUUGUUGAUAAAGAGCUGAACGAAUGGAUUUGGUUGAACGUGAUGAUUAAAAAAGUGUGUGGUUAUCAAGUGUGUUGUAGUGUUGUUUGUUGUGAAUGUGGAUAAGCGAAGAAUAUAGGAGAAAUUUGUCGAAAAUGGCGCUAGAAUUAAAGCUACACAGCCCUGCAGGGGUCGAACCGAUGAUAUACACUUGGCCUCUGAAUAGUGUCGGAAGUGGGAAGGACCGGGUUGAUGGGGGUCACGAAAUUGCGGAAACUAUAAGAUGGGUCUGCGAGGACUUUCCAGAAUUGAAGAUAGCAAUGGAAAAUAAUUGCCUGAACGAUUAUCUCCCUCAGUCGUUCGAAAGUAUGAAGAACCUCUGCGACCGCUACAACAGGGCGAUCGACUCUAUCCUUCAAUUGGAGAAAGGAACCUCUAAACCGAAGGAGAGGCUGAACAAACAGCCUUCCCGACUCUUGCUAAAACAUAUUCUGCAGCAGGUUUACAACAUGGCGGUGACGGAUCCGGAAAAAUUGAACAAUUAUGAGCCCUUCUCUCCAGAAGUGUAUGGAGAAACAUCGUUCGAACUUAUAUGUCAGAUGGUUGACCAGAUCGAGAUAAGUGAGGAUGAUGUUUUUAUCGAUUUGGGGUCCGGAGUUGGACAGGUUGUGUUGCAAGUGGCUGCAUCCACCAAGUGCCAGAACUGCUAUGGAAUAGAGAAAGCAGAAAUCCCUUCAACUUACGCUAUGGACAUGAACACACAUUUCCGUAGGUGGAUGAAGUGGUAUGGGAAAGUUCAUAGUGAAUAUACCCUUUUGAAGGGAGACUUUCUCCACGGUGAUCUGCAAGAUUUGAUUAAAAAGGCGACAGUCGUGUUUGUUAAUAAUUUCGCCUUUGGGCCCACGGUGGACCACAAAUUAAAGGAGCGGUUUGCGGAUUUAAAUGACGGUGCUCGUAUUGUUUCCUCAAAGACAUUUUGCCCACUGAAUUUCAGAAUAACGGAUCGGAAUUUAACCGACAUUGGGACUAUUAUGCAUGUAUCGGAACUAAAACCAAUGAAGGGAUCCGUCUCCUGGACAGACAAGCCGGUCUCGUAUUUUCUGCAUGUAAUUGACUCCACCAAGCUGCAUCGAUACUUUGAAAAGGGCAAGUCCGGCAUUAGAGAGAAAGAGCAAGCUAGCAGUUCCCUUCACAAUCGUGGACGCAGUAAAUCCAUGAACAUUGACCAUAGUUCAUCCUCCCACUCCAGCAGACAACAUUUGACAAAUGGAAUAAAAAUCAACGGGCUAAAAUCGAUCGAAACAAGUUCAAACGAUUCGAAUAAUUCAUUACCAAAAGAGAAUAAUAACGAAGAUUUGAGUGACGUAAGUGACGAACCCAGCAACGGAGUCGUCGUUGGACCAACGACACGCAGGGCUUGGUCAGAUUGGUGCUCUAGUAGAGGGAAAAGUUCGAAGGAAAAUAGUGAAGACGACACGGUUGCUCCGCAUUCUAAUCGAAACAAUCCAAAAUCUGGCAGGGGGAGGCCUCGCGGAAAGAAGAAAGUGUUAAGAAAGAAGUUAUCCAGGAGUAAUAAGGUUAGAAAGGUCAAGAUGGAUAUCAAGGAUGACGAUGACCCAUGUUUAGAAGCAAUGUUGGCCGAUUCUAAACAGUUGGAUAUUAAUUUACCUCCUCCACCCAUUCAAACCACUGCGAGAGGUGGCAGUACGGCCGGAAGGAAGCCGAAGGGACGGUUGAAGAAGACAAAGAAUAAGCGGGGGCUGAAAAUAACUGGACCGAAGUUGUCAGCGAUUGAUUUUCUGCACAGCCAAACGCUCCUUAGCACGUCUCCUCAAGGAAAGAAACUGCCGGCCGCAAAAGGUACGAUAGAUCAAAAAUUGACCCAGCUAAGCAGCGCUGCCACGACGGGAAUUAUAAAACAUGAAGAAAUGCCCAUAACAACUCGAAACACGCCGUACGCAUUGCAAAAGCUUCUCGAAAUGUACAAAAAUCAAUUCUUGGAUGCUAUCGAGACCAUGAAAUCGCCUCAGUACAGGCGACAAUUGCUGGAUCAAGUGGAGGUUGAAAAGAGGAGGAAAGAGGACCUCGUCAUCCGGAAAGACCAGCUGGAUAAACAUAUUGCCAAGCUGAUUUCGGACUCUACAAAGUUAUUGAGAUCGAAACUGGAAGAACUUAAUAUUCAGGGUGAGGGAGCAACGGCAGACACACUUCUUUCUGAAGCUCGUAAUAUUGUCAUGCGCCACAAGGAAAUCCAAGCUGAAGUGACCAAGUUGCAAAACGAAGUCGCGAAACUGGAGAAAUCUAAAGAAGCGUUCGUUGAAGAGAGAAAGAAAGAAAUGCUCGAAAAAUGUCGUCAAGCGGGUAUCGUAAACGGAGCAACCCUUCCCGACUCUGAUCUGGAAAAGAUCUGUCGGAAAUUCCUCAUGACCGAAAUCACGGCCACCUUAUCCUAUCGGAAAAACUUGGAGAGUCGUCUGGCCCAGUAUGAAUUGGACAUUGUGGCCUCAGAGAAAGAAAUCAGUGCCCUACAACAACAACACGCUGUCCUACAGCAGCACCAGAAACUACAGAUCGUGUCAGUGUCGCCAAAAUCAUCCUCUUCAAGUACUGCAACACAGCAACGGAAAGAUAAGAAUAUGGCACGCAGUAGAUCUCAAGAAUGGCCGGAUAUCCCUGACAUUGGGAAAAUUAACGAAAAUAAUCCGGAAAUGUUGGCGAAAAAGAUACUUGAAACUGGGAGGAAAAUUGAGGCUGGAAAACUCCCAAGGAAGAGUCCAGAGAGGAUUGCGAAUUGUAGGAGGAAAUCUGGAAAUAACAACAGUGUGGUAGCGAUGGAUCAUUCUUCUUCCUAUAAAGAUGACACUAUUCCUGCCCCCAAAGUGAAUUUCUACGAGGAUCGAUUAAAGAGUAUUAUUACAUCUGUGCUGAAUGAAGAUCCGGCGACCGGCCAGCAAGGUCAGCAAGGUGCAACAUCAAACAACACGAUUGCCACUCCGACUACGUCCCCAUACACAAAUUAUGGGCCGAAAUCGGUGACGGGCAGAAGUGUGACUUCUACUACUUCGUAUUCACAAAAUAACUUGCCAACAACUCCGCCUCGGUCCUCCCCUAAUGAUGGCAGCUCACAAAAGAAGAAACUCCAACUUUCUCCAGAUAUCAUCCUUGGAUACAGUAACAAUACCCGCACUCCCGGCAAAGCCGCUCUUCGCACGCAUCUCGUCAAUAACUCUUCUCCCCUUGAACAACAGAAAGUGGUGCGAAAUCUCAACUUCGGUCCUGGGAAUAAACCUCGCUCAAUCAACGACUUGAUGACGAAUGAGAUUGAGAGUUCGUUAGGAGUUACACACCAUGGGCGAUGCCGUACCCCGUUGAGUUCCGCUUCACCUCCCGUUGUUCGAGCAGUAUAUUCCCCAAUUUCAAGACCAAAUUCGAACGAGAACAUUCCCGAAUCGCUGUCGUCGUCGUCAUCUGGAUUCCAAGUUUCUCGAGCCACCGUGUUAGUGAACACACAAUCCAAACCUGGAAUGGAUGCAGGGAUGAACGAAGGACUCGCUGCGGGGCUAAAAGCGAGGUUACUAUCGCUUGCGAAAUCGUCUGCCAACAGUUUAGAGAAAACUGCCAGUCGGAAUGAGGAGGCUUCAUCGUCUCAACUUGAAAGUACAAACCCGUUGCUGAAUUCGCCUCUUGUGAAAGAGAAGAAACUCGUAGAGGCGGCGAAUGGACGUGUCACGGUGGAAGUCGUCCUUCAAAGUUCAGAAGGUCCCGAGGGUCUCGUCCCAAAGAGCAAGAACGAUAACAGCAGUAAUUCCAACGGGAGCGUGUUACAAUUGGUGCGAAAGAGGGUCGGAGAAGUUAAUGGAAUUUCGGUCCCACCCAAGAAGCAACCCACUCCUGACAUCAUAGGACCGCCAAAGACACCAACUCCUACAUUUCCACCAUCUACUCCAAGUCCUCGACCUGGGUCGGCUUCGACACCGCUAUCUCGCCCAUCCUCUGCGCAUCAUUACACUCCUGAGCUGAGGAAUUCUCCAGGACUGGCGACACUGACGCCGGUCAAUGGCUAUCGAAGCAGAGUACCGACACCGGGAGGAUUGAUGGACGAUCAUGGUAUUGGAAGCUCAGCUCCUCGAGCUGAUUUUGAUAGCACGUUCGACCGGAUUCUCUGUUUCGCGACGAACGAGGUGGAUAAACGCCGCCGAAGUACUGAAGCUGCCGGAAUGUCACCUAGAAAUGGGCACGUGUCCACCACCACGGGCAACUUGAAAGCUUCAGAUUACAAUGACAGACCAAAGACACCCUCCGCCACGAAUGGGGAAACGUCACCCGAUUCUGGGAUAGGGCGCGAUCUCCCACUCUCCUCAUUGGAUCAUUGGAACCACUCCGCUGAAGUGGACUCUUUUUCAAAAGGGAGACGUCACCGAGAGAAUAGUAUUUACAGAAGACGAUCUCCUACCCCACCACCGAUGGGAAUACCUCGCACGCCGUCUCCAUCUCGGAACGAUGAACUAUACGAGGAUGACCUUAUGGAUGAACCACCCCCACGUAUUCCUACCCCUGGAAAAGGGAUGGAUUUUAAGAAAAUGCUACAACAAUCAAAAAUGAUGGUGGGGAAUGUAACUCCAGAAGUGGAUUCCUAUCGCCCUGUAAACAAGGCAUCAUCCGUAGAUAUUAAGCCGAAAAUGGAGGUGGAUUGCAAAAGUAAUGAGACUAGUGCUGUAGGGGAGAAAGUAGUAGAAGACAGAAAUUCUACAGCGUCAUCAGCUGCAACUAUAACACCAAUAGUUAAUCAUAAUCCGGCAAGUGGUUCUUCUUCUUCGGAUCAGCAGUGUCAUCCAAAGAAACGGUGGAACAAUUGGGGUCACACGGGACCGGUGAGACCAUCUUCACCACAGGCAGGAGGAUCUGUUGAUGGGAGAAGCAGUGUUGCGUCGGAUUGUAGUUCUACAGCAGAUACGGGUCAUAUUCCGAUUACUGCGACGACGACUAACCAAGGCAUUCCUGCUAACAAUCCUGUGCUAAACCCUGGUUCUACUCUGCAUUCAAGUAGCAGUGCUAUGAGUGCGGCAGCAUCGAAAUUUCGACCCAAGGGGAAAGGGUUUGAUUGGAAUACAGAGAUGCGUAGUGGGAGUCCUUAUAAUUCGAGUCCUUCUCCCAAUUCGUACGCCCCACAACAACAGCAACAGCACUCUCAAGGUUAUCCGAGUAGUCAAACUAAUAAUCACCUCCCACUUCCACCGCCUAACGUCAAAGUAACUUCCACCGGAAUUGUGCCAAGCAUUGGACAGCAACAUCAUCAACAUCCUCAGCAUUUUCAUCAGCAGCAACAACAUGCUAAUGGACCAAUGGGAAAUAUGAAUAUCGUCCCACCUCAGCAGCAACAGCAACAGCCAAAGUCUUGUGUCCCCCUCCCAAUCGGGCGAAUCCCACCACCACCUCCACCCCCUCAUUCGGGCAAGUCGAUUCUUUCUGCCGUUGACCAGGUGAUAAUGCAAACCCUGAAUAGUGGAAAUAGACCUGCGACUAACAACACCACUGGCAAUCCUUCGUCGUCCAAUUUCGAGUCGUCGACUUAUAAUAAUAACCUGUACAAACAGCAGCAGACUUCUUCGGGAAAUUACAACCCCACAAAUCACAACCAUUUCAAUAACGGUUCAAAUCAAAAAAUGGUUGUGCCCCCACCUGCCGCUGCAACUGGCUAUCAACCACCUCAUCCUCCUGGUGGACAUGGUCAGUCGAAUAGUAAUAAUUACCACCAGGCCAACUCGUACUCUCAGCAGCAACAGCCAGGCCAAAAUAACAUGUACGGGACCCACCAGCACCACACUAACAAUUCUGCUCCUCCAACUGCAGGAUUUGGACGACAGCAAGCACAACCACACCCCUCGAAUUCGGCCUACCCAGUCAUGCAAAGCCCUAAAAUCCAUCCAUCCGCAUACGCACAACAAGGGGCUGGAGGAGGCAGUAGUAGUGGUGGUACUGGUUCGUAUUACAAUGGUGGCCAGCACUUGGGGGGAAAUAAGGCACCAUAUGAGCAUCGCAAUGGAUAUCACCGACUAGGACCUUACCCACAGUCAUCAUCCUACUCGUCGUCCGCAUCUCAUCCCCCUCCACCCGGAAGUACUAAUAAGGGGAUUCACGACAUGUACCCACAGCAGCCUCACUAUAACUCCCACUACAACCAUACCUCAUCCUCUCGCCAACAACAAGCUCAACCACACCAUCAUCUCAAUUCCUCGUCCGCGUCGUCCUCCCAUCAUCAUCAAUCUCAUGGACUUCCACAACAAGGAUAUAACAAUAAUAAUCAUGAUCAUCCCCAUAACCAAAUGCUGCCAACGCGUCGGUGAUUUUUUUGUUAACUUCAUACUAAAUAUAAUGUUUUUACUUACUGUUCUUUAUUUAGAAAGUUCGACGCUAACGAAGUUUUUCACGCAUUUGUUGUUUGUUAUACUAAAUGUGGUUUCUUUCCUCGUUUCGUUAUCAAUGCCCUUCUUGAUAGUCGCAUGUACAAGUUGUGUAUAUUGAACUGAAGCUUAUAGUAGUCAUGAUAUGCAUUAUAUUGGAUAAAUAUACGAGUAAUUAAUUCACUGCCAAUUAAUUCCACCAGGAAAAAAAUCACUGCAUUGUUGUUCAUGUUAUCGUUAUUUGUUACUCUACCACUUGUUUUGUUAUUUAUUGCGUUUGAUCAAACGCAGAAAUGUUUUACAUUUGAGCGUGUGUUUUUGUACUAAUAAUGCAGAGAUGUGUUCCAAUUGUAUAAAAUUAUGCUCUUGUUGAAUGUUUUUUUUUGUUUAUUUAUUUAUUUACAAAUGUGAGAUUAGUGGUGCGUAUUCGUUUUACAUUGUAAAUAUGUAGUACUAGUGAAUUUGUUAGAUAAUAACGAUACUGACACAGCUAUGAUAGUGGUAUUCACAUGAAAAUCAAUGUGUUCAUUUUGUUAAUACUGUUCAUAUUUAUUGAUAGUCACGCAACGCAAAAAAGGGGGGAAAGUCCGUCGGGAUGAAGUAAAAGCUUUGCACUACGUAUAAAUACUUUAGGAUUGUGUAGUACCACUCGAUUUGCAUUUUAUAUACAAAGUGACAUAGUUUAGAAGAAGAAGAGACGUUCGUUGUGUUUAUAAAAAUGUAAGAAAGCGCAUCAGGUAUUUAUAUGUAACAUGUAGUCGUGUAGCGCCUGUAGUGUAGUGUGUAGUACGUAUUUGUAGCAGUUCCUGGAAAUCAGACGAGUUUGGAACAUGAAUAUUAUCGUAUAUUCGUUCGUGAUCGUGACUAGGAAUAAAUUUGGUGAGAUUGGGAUAACGGGAAUCAACUAUAAGUAAAGUAAUGUCGUAGGGUUUAUAAUUACGUGUGUAGUUUCUGAAAGUAAUCUUGACUCGUAUUGAUUUCCUACAUAUUCAUUUUUAACUCUUAACUCGUAUAUUUCUUGAUGAAAAAAAAACUUUUAAUACGCAAUUUGAAUAUGAAAAAAAUGAGAUGUUCACGACAAAAAUAUUUACAACUCAGCCCGGACAUUUAUUGUCGCUUUCAAGCUCACGUAACAGUUCAAAUUUUUAGACUCUGAAACGUUUUUACUACUGUAACUGUUAACCUAUGACUUUUUAUGACUUGUGCAGGGAUACUUUUUCUAAAAAAAAAUCGAUUAACAUGUAAUAACCUUUCUAAUCAUAAUAUUUCAUGGAUACACUAAAAUACUAUUACUGUCAGUUAUUUACAUACAUAAAUAAGUCAUAGGCGGAUGGAUUGUUCAGAAACUUUGUUAAAAUUUACUUAGAUCUCAAUUACAAAAUCCUAUCCUAUUACUGCAGUCCGUAAUGUAUGCUUCACGACCUACCGAUCAAUCAGUUACGAAACAAUCUUCAUAAAAUUAUCAAACUUUGUACAUCUAUUGAAACCAAAAAUCAGGAAGUAGGAUACAUUUUUGUCGAGUAAAUGUUAUAAAGUAGAUUAAAUAUGGUUAUGUCCUACCUUCGUGUCAGUAACUAGCCGAGUGGAGAAACUAAAACUAAAAAUAUUGCAAAGAACAAAAUUAUGGAAUAAAAUAAUAAGUAGCUAAUCGGACGCAAAUUAAGUGUAGUAGUCAACUCAGUUCAAAAACAAUCUCGGAUCUUGACAACUUAUUACGCAUUUUAGAGAAUUUUUUUAGAGAAAUUCUUUACGUUUACUUUCUUCCACUGGAUUGAGUUAUUACACAAUAAAAUAAUUUAGAAUAUAUAGAUAUAAAUAAAUACGAGUAAAUUUAUAGAUGCGAUACUGUUAAUUAGACUUGAUGUGUAUUACUAAAUAAAUGAUGACAGUAUUUCGUAAAAUAA
Molecule: messenger RNA, 9028 nt
Organism: Folsomia candida
Lineage: Eukaryota; Metazoa; Arthropoda; Collembola; Entomobryomorpha; Isotomidae
Gene: gpp
Exons: 15
Coding region: 840-7067 (2075 amino acids)
Biological process (GO): DNA repair; DNA damage checkpoint signaling; regulation of transcription regulatory region DNA binding
Cellular component (GO): nucleus
Molecular function (GO): histone H3K79 methyltransferase activity
Source: RefSeq, a predicted model, not a curated record